CCACAGCCGGCCAUCUCUAGCUCUAGCAGCGUCUCCAUUUGCUGUGUGAACGACUGUAUGGCUUUGCAAGAGAAGUUCCGCGAGCACGGAGUGGUGCCUGAUGUCAUUGACGAACCUCCAGCCGAGCUUGCAAUUGUGAGAUGCGCGCCGUCAGUCUUGCAGCGACAGGGUUUUUUUGUUUUUCUCCUCACACAGGUCAAGUACGACUGUGGGGUCACCGUCGAGCCCGGGGCCAUCCUGACUCCGACCCAGGUCCAGAAUGCUCCAGUGGUGACAUGGCCAGCCGAAGACUCUGCCCUGUACACCCUCAUAAUGACAGAUCCAGAUGCUCCGAGUCGGAGCGACCCGAAGUGGGGCGAGUGGCGACAUUGGGUGGUGUUUAAUAUCCCCGGGGCAGACCUCGCUAAAGGGGAGGAGUGGUGGGCCUACGUCUGGCGCUGGUCCUCCAAAAGACACUGGACUGCAUCGCUACAUCUUCCUCAUCUACAAGCAGCCCAGCGGCAGGAUCACCCCCACGCUGCCUAAGCUGGGGCUGACUGGCAAAGGUCGCAACAACACGAAAGCCAAGGACAUGGUGGGCGAACACAAUCUCGGUAACCCGGUCGCUGGAAACCUCUUCCAGGCCCAGUGGGACGACUACGUACCCAAGCUCUAUGAAAAGCUGCAUUAGACUGAAAAGUGGAACAUUUUUGUGUGCAAUGCCGCAAUUUUUGUAUGGGCAAAAAAACUUUUGACUGCAUAUUAAGCCACAUAACGAACGGCACACAUUUUAAACACAUGAAA
Molecule: messenger RNA, 783 nt
Organism: Geodia barretti
Lineage: Eukaryota; Metazoa; Porifera; Demospongiae; Tetractinellida; Geodiidae
Source: the annotation of a GenBank genome assembly